CCGUCAAAAAGUCUCGUUCGCGUUGUAGUCGACACCAGACACAGUACUGACAAAGGACGCAGACAUCAGAACGGAGAAACGGAUUUAUUACGCUCCGAUUAUCCGGUGUUUUCUAUUAUUCAUGUGUGUGUGUGUGCUCUUCAAACAACGUGGAGCUCUCUAUAGCGAACUGUCCGUCAACUGACAUCAAUGAAGGAGAGAAUAUCUAGUCAGAAAGUAUCUGUUCAGUCCGGGAUGGAUCCUAGUCAGAUUGUGAAGUGUAAAAUAGUUGUGGUCGGGGACAGUCAAUGUGGGAAGACUGCUCUACUACACGUUUUUGCAAAGGAUAUCUUCCCAGAGAGUUACAUGCCCACAGUGUUCGAGAAUUACACGGCCAGUUUUGAAAUAGACACGAAAAGAAUAGAGCUCAGCCUAUGGGACACGUCAGGGUCUCCAUACUACGACAACGUGAGGCCUCUCUCCUACCCAGACUCAGACGCUGUCCUUAUCUGUUUUGACGUCAGCCGUCCUGACACACUCGACAGCGUAAUAAAGAAGUGGAAAGGGGAGAUCCAGGAGUUCUGUCCCAACACCAAGAUGCUCCUGGUGGGCUGCAAAUCGGACCUGCGCACCGACCUCUCCACGCUGGUGGAGCUGUCCAAUCACAGACAGAUGCCUGUGUCAUAUGAUCAGGGUUCCAACAUGGCCAAACAGAUCUCAGCCCCCUACAUCGAGUGCUCAGCCCAGCAGUCAGAGAACAGCGUCAGGGACAUUUUCCACGUGGCCACCUUGGCCUGCGUCAACAAGAACAACAAGAAUGUCAAACGCAACAAAUCUACCAGAGGCAACAAAAGGAUCUCGCACAUGCCCACUAGGCCCGACCUCGCGGCGGUAGCGUCAGACCUGCGGAAGGACAAAGCAAAGAGUUGCUGUGUUAUGUGACCUGGUGGGCAGGGUCACGACCCUCGGGAGUGGGUUUGCAGGCUGGGAUUGAAGCAUGCAGUGAGGACAGGGGUUAAAGGUCAGAGCAUAGUGCAUUUUGGAACAUUAGAGGGUGAGGCCCUUCCUGCACUUUAAAGCCCUUGGCCUGCUGUCCUGGGGUGGAGUUUUGUAUAUGCAUCAUACAAUGUAAAUGUAGAUGAAAUCCACCGUAUCAAUGACAACACAAUAGUCUUUCAGUGUAGCCUGUCUGUCUACCAUCCAUCUCCCUUACAUAUCUUUUACCAGAAGAGGAAGCUAUCUCUGCUUUGGGCCAAUUAGCUGCCUUCCUUCCGGCGGCUUCCCGGGAGGUAGUAACACUGUUUCCUCUUAGAGCUGGACGAGGAAGUGGUCAUGGCCUUUCACAGGAAAUUACCAUUUCCACAGGAAGUGGUGUCACGUAGGAAAAGUUGAACGAGUCCCUGACGUUUUUCUAAGGACUUCGGAAAGGAUGUCCACGCUGUACAUGAUGAUUGGCUCACCCCCGUCUGUACAGCUGACUCCAUCACCAUGAGAGACUGCAGCGGUGCACUCUGGAACGCUGAAGACGAGCGGCCAUCUUGCACUGGAUCAAAGACCUGGAAGUGACAUGACACUGCGCACGCAGCACAUCACUAUGGUUUCCAUCAGCUUGUUUGUUUCUCUUCCCCCUUCUUGUGGUUGCAAGUCAAGUGUUUCCUGACCUAAUAGUCCCGUUGUUCCAGUCAUGUCUUUCCUGUAUUUUGUAGAAUUUACUGUAAGCCCAUAUCAUUUAAACCAAUGACCGUUGACUUCCUAGGACUUCUGAUCUGUUUGGCGUAAUGAUAGACAGGGUAUUGUGAUGCUGAACAGUUUAUGGACAUGUCCUUUCAGCUAUGCAACACCUUCUGCUCUCAGCAAGGGAGGGGAAUGAAAUAAAUAAACAAAUGAAGCAUGACUUUG
Oncorhynchus masou masou (cherry salmon) is the source of this 1878-nucleotide messenger RNA. RefSeq names its product rho-related GTP-binding protein RhoE-like. Gene Ontology annotation, biological process: small GTPase-mediated signal transduction. The record is from RefSeq and is a predicted model, not a curated record. The transcript has 5 exons. Gene Ontology annotation, cellular component: cytosol. Lineage: Eukaryota; Metazoa; Chordata; Actinopteri; Salmoniformes; Salmonidae. The coding region runs from base 190 to 921 and encodes 243 amino acids. Gene Ontology annotation, molecular function: GTP binding; protein kinase binding; GTPase activity.